UUCAUCCGAGGAAAAUAAAAUAAAAAGGUUGUUUUUGUCCCUGAUGAUAAGCGGUGAUAAGCAGUUAUUCGUAUCUCUUCGCUUCCUUUCAGCAGUCUGGAUGCAGUCACUUGUUUUCCGGUGCGGAACCCUAUUCGGUAAAAAUCGGUUAGUGAUAAGGUCGUUCCCAACUUGUACGAUGACAACGAAAUCGGCUUCCCGGAUAGCCGUGGUCCAAAUGCGAUCUACCAACGAUAAGGCUCACAAUUUGGACCAGGUCAGGACGAUCGUCGAGAAGGCUAAAAGCCAGCAUGCCUCGUUCGUAUUCUUUCCGGAAUGUUGCGACUACGUGGGCACCCACCGGGAGGAAACCCUAAAACUUUCGGAAACGCUGGAGGGACCCACGGUGGCGGAAUAUCGUCGGUUAGCGCGCGAAAACAAGCUGUGGCUUUCGAUGGGUGGAGUUCAUGAGUCCAUUCCGGAAUCGAACUGCGAAAUAAAGAACAUUUACAACACCCACGUGUUGAUUGAUGACCAGGGUGAGUUGGUGGCCAAAUACCGGAAGUUGCACAUGUUCAAUGUGGUGACCCCAGAAUUCAAGUUCCGAGAAUCGGAAACGGUUCGAAGUGGGGCGGAACUUGUGCCACCGGUUGAGACGCCAAUCGGGAACAUUGGUCUACAAAUAUGUUACGACGUACGAUUCUCCGAGGCCAGUACCUUACUGAGGAAGCAAGGCGCACAAAUACUGACCUAUCCGUCCGCUUUUGCCGUGUCAACUGGAAAAGCUCACUGGGAAGUUUUACUAAGGGCUAGAGCGAUCGAAAACCAAUGCUUUGUGAUAGCGGCCGCCCAGAUUGGCUUCCACAAUAAAAAGCGAGAAAGCUAUGGCCAUGCGAUGGUCGUCAAUCCUUGGGGUGUUAUUUUAGGCGAAGCUGCGCCCCAAGAUUUGGACGUGUUGACGAUUGAUCUGGACUUUGAAAAACUAUCGAAUGUGCGGCAGAAUAUGCCUUGCUUCGAGCAUCGUAGGGACGAUAUUUACAACUUGUCUUAUCAGAACGGUUCCGGAAGGUCUGGCCCGGCCGAGGAAAGCUACGAUUUUGGCGGCUUCAACAUUCCACCAGAAACGGUUUUCUAUUCAUCGCAAUUUAGCUUCGCAUUUGUCAACAUUCGUUGUGUUGUUCCUGGUCAUGUUCUAGUCUCAACCAAACGCAAAGCAGCUCGUCUUCCAGAUCUGACCCCUGCUGAGAUCAACGACUUCUUCCAGACGGUGUGCAAAGUUCAACGAGCUGCGGAACGUUUAUACUCGGCGACCUCUUCAACCGUUACGGUCCAGGAUGGACCUGAAGCUGGUCAAACGGUUAACCAGGUGCAUUGUCACGUUAUGCCUCGACAUCAAGGAGAUUUCCCCGAGAACGACCGCAUUUAUGGGGAGCUAAAUCGACACGACAAAGAACCGGAAAGGCCACGACGAACGCCGGAAGAGAUGGUGACCGAAGCGAAACUUUUCCGGGAAGAGUUUUUAAAACUAGGAUUAUAAAAAAGAAGUUAAUGUAGUUUUAAAUUCAAAAAGUGACUUGUAUAUAUUGGAAUAUUACCACAGACAAUUAUUAUUCUUCAAUUAUGAAUUUAAUUAAAUUAAAACGUCUGAUUUUUUAUUUAAAUUCUUUAGUUCUGUUUUAAAUUUUUCAAUAAUCUUUUAUCAGACUGAAAGCAAAAGUGAGAUCACUAAUCCUUCAAAAAUUGCUUGCGUAAAUUUAUAUGAUAAAAAUUUCUAUCGAAAAAGGUAAUUUAGUAGACUAGUUACACAGAAACAUGAAACUAAAAUAGAUGAAUAAAUGUUGAUGAAGCCGCAAGUUUCAAUUUUAA
Messenger RNA from Uranotaenia lowii, 1845 nucleotides. RefSeq names its product nitrilase and fragile histidine triad fusion protein NitFhit (gene NitFhit). The transcript has 5 exons. The record is from RefSeq and is a predicted model, not a curated record. Gene Ontology annotation, biological process: nucleobase-containing compound metabolic process. NCBI's taxonomy places the organism in Eukaryota, Metazoa, Arthropoda, Insecta, Diptera, Culicidae. The coding region runs from base 44 to 1516 and encodes 490 amino acids. Gene Ontology annotation, molecular function: hydrolase activity, acting on carbon-nitrogen (but not peptide) bonds, in linear amides; bis(5'-adenosyl)-triphosphatase activity.